This is a messenger RNA of Numida meleagris (helmeted guineafowl), 2065 nucleotides long. It is a transcript of the gene ST6GALNAC2, whose product is annotated as ST6 N-acetylgalactosaminide alpha-2,6-sialyltransferase 2. Gene Ontology annotation, molecular function: sialyltransferase activity. The coding region runs from base 160 to 1374 and encodes 404 amino acids. The record is from RefSeq and is a predicted model, not a curated record. Lineage: Eukaryota; Metazoa; Chordata; Aves; Galliformes; Numididae. The transcript has 10 exons.
UCCGGCUCACACCCUCCUUCCUCCCACCGCUCCUCGGGAACAUCCAGCAUCCAACGUCCGUCCGUCCGUCCGUCCCGGCUGCGGAGCCCCGCCGCGCUCGGAUCCACGCGGAACGCGGACCCACCCGCGGGUCGGAACCGCUCUACUCGGAGCGCAGCGAUGGGGUUCCCCCGCUGGAAGCGUUUCUGCGUGAUGCUCCUCGCAGCCUUCACCUCGUCCCUUCUGCUCUACGGCCACUACUACGCUACGGUGGAGCUGCGCAGCGGCCCGAGGGUCGUGGCCAGCCUGCUGCAGCCAGAGCCGCUGCUCCUGGUCCCUCCAGACACCUCACACCCAGACCACAGCCAGCAGCGGGACCUUGGAGAGACUGUGAAGAGCAGGGAGUUCUUCUCCCAACUGACCUCAGAGCUGGAGAAGGCCAAACCCAGCGGAAAGCAGCUCACCCUGUGCCCCCGCUCGGUGGUGGCCACGGCGAAGGCAGACCCCACGUUUGGGGAGCUCUUCCAAUUUGACAUCCCGGUGCUGAUGUGGGACCGACACUUCAACCCCGAGACGUGGGACAGGCUGAAGGAGCGACGCGUCCCAUACGGCUGGCAGGGCUUGUCUCACGCAGCUGUCGGCAGCGCCCUGCGUCUCCUUAACGCCUCCGCCAACACGCAGCUCUUCGACCGCGACCGCUUCCCCGGGGCCUGCGUCCGCUGCGCCGUGGUGGGCAACGGGGGAAUCCUCAACGGCUCGCGGCAGGGCCGGGCCAUUGACGCGCACGACCUGGUCUUCAGGCUCAACGGGGCCAUCAUCAAAGGCUUUGAGGAAGACGUCGGGACGAAGAUCUCGUUCUAUGGCUUCACGGUGAACACCAUGAAGAACUCGCUCAUUGCCUACGAGGAGUACGGCUUCACCCAGAUACCCCAGGGCAAGGACCUGAAGUACAUCUUCAUCCCCUCGGACGCGCGCGACUACGUCAUGCUGAGCUCGGCCAUUCAGGGCAGCCCGGUCCCCGAGGGCUUGGACAAGGGUGACGAGCCGUGGAAGUAUUUUGGACUGGAGGCAUCCGCGGAGAAGUUCAAGCUGCUGCAUCCUGAUUUCUUGCAUUACCUGACAGCCAGGUUCCUGAGGUCGGAGCUCCUGGACAUGCAGUACGGCCACCUCUACAUGCCCAGCACUGGGGCGCUCAUGCUGCUGACGGCGCUGCACACCUGCGACCAGGUCAGCGCCUACGGGUUCAUCACGGCCAACUACGAGCAGUUCUCCGACCAUUACUACGAGCCGGAGAAGAAGCCGCUGGUGUUCUACGCCAACCACGACAUGCUGCUGGAGGCAGAGCUGUGGAGGAGCUUGCACCGGGCGGGGAUCAUGGAGCUGUACCAGCGGUGAGGGCAGCGCGGUCCCGCUGCAAGGACCCUCGAUGCAGCACGGAAGCGGUUCUCCUCUUUCCUGAAGGCCUCCUCCUGCCCCCGGAGGGCUCCGCCAAACCCGCAGGCCAGGCUGAGGAGCAGGGCCAGGAGCUGACAGCAGAGCAAAGGCGGUGGUGCAGGGCGAGCCGAGGCUGGCAGGGAAAUGCCGCGACUCCUCAGGGCCCUCCAGCAGCUCGCUUGUGGCUCUGCGAGACUGAGCGUGGCCUUGGGGCACCGAGGGGCACCUCUGCACCUGGCUGUGACCUCCUGGUGCCAUGAGAACGUCUGUGGGGCGGCAGCAGCCCCUGGGAAGCACGGCAUUCAUCUGCAGGGGGUCAAGGUGGUGCUGGAAGGGGAUGCUGGAGAAGCACACAUCUGACAGACCUCGCUGCUUGGAACUUCCUGGAGAUUUACAGCCUGUCCUGGGUGUGAAGCCGCGCCAGGUGGGCUGCAGAACCUGCAGGGCAAAGCUACCAACAGGAAGAAAAGGAAUCCCAAAGGGAGGUGGUCUUGAACCCUCCAGCCAUCCCGUGUAAUCCAGCGCUGCUGCAGUGGCGUGGUGGAGGCUCCUCCAGCUCGCGGUGCUUGGAGGGCUGACACCACGCAGCGGAGGGAGUGGUGUGAUCUGAAACUUUCCCAUUUUGUAUAAUUAGAGGAACAUUGAGUCAUUA